AGCAUAGCCACGCCGAAAUGGCCGGGGCUGAGCCCGAGGCAGACGCCGGCGUGUCUCAGACAAGAGGCAACCCCAAAGUUCGUGCAGAUCCUCGAGCAGCUGCUGCUGCAGGUGCCGGCGCCGGUGAUGAGGACCAGAUCCGCAAGCAGAUCAUCGAGCAGCUGCUGCUGCAUGUGCAAGCGCUGCGUGCAGACGGCGAGCCUAUCCAGACUCCGGCGUCUCAGCAAGCUAAAGAAGACGCGGAGUAUCUGGACAAGAUGCGCGGGUGGCUGAUGACGGUGGCCACGCUCUUCGUCGGCUUCGCGUUCCAGACGGGGAUGCACCCGCCAAACUGGAUACCCAAGGACUAUUUGCUGCUGUGGGUAGCCGCGCAUACUCCCUAUCCAGACUCCAAGACCAAGCACAAUGCCCUGCUCGCCCUCAGGAAUGCAGGUCAUACUAUACCUCUUUUCAUGUUCUUGAACACGGUUACACUUGCCAUAGGGCUGGGUCUCUUGGUGAAGCUGCUGCUGAUGAAAAAGACCCCGUCUAGAGGCGACAUGAAGCUCGUUACUUUCAUGGUGGUGGGUCUCGCCAUGACUGUGGCAUGCACCUUCGCCUCCGGUGUCUCGGGCAGUCCACUCGUUGAUUCACUGGUUCUUGUUUUUCUGGCGACAUACGGCGUCUGGACGGUCGUCAGUGUGAACGGUUGGUUAAGUAACUAUGGAAGUUGGUUUAGGUCACGGUGAAGCGUGUCCACCCCAGUGACUGAGUGUCUAUAUGGGUCUAUGUCUAUCUACCUCUCAGCCGGCCAAUAAAAGCUUAUUUCUCAAUCGGCCAUACAAGUACCCUUGUUUCUUUGUGUUUUACAUUCGACCUGUGCUGGGCUGGUAAUAAAGUUAUCUCUGU
This is a messenger RNA of Triticum urartu, 888 nucleotides long. RefSeq lists its product as uncharacterized. NCBI's taxonomy places the organism in Eukaryota, Viridiplantae, Streptophyta, Magnoliopsida, Poales, Poaceae. The record is from RefSeq and is a predicted model, not a curated record.